Messenger RNA from Enterobius vermicularis (human pinworm), 636 nucleotides. The record is from the annotation of a GenBank genome assembly. NCBI's taxonomy places the organism in Eukaryota, Metazoa, Nematoda, Chromadorea, Rhabditida, Oxyuridae.
GGUCUGCAACUCGACCUCAUGAAGUCGGAGUCGCUAGUAAUCGCAGAUCAGCAACGCUGCGGUGAAUACGUUCCCGGGGCUUGUACACACCGCCCGUCAAGUCAUGAAAGUUGGAGUUUUUGUGAGUGGAAUGUUGGCGUCCUGCCUGUGAUGGGUGGGGUUGAGGGCAUGCUGUUGGGUUGUGGGGUAUCACAUGUGUGGUGGCCUGUGCGGUGCUGUGUUGCGUGCGUGUGUGCGUGGUGUGGUGUUCGUGUGGUGGUUGAGAACUGUAUAGUGGAUGCGAGUAUCUUUAUUGUUUGCGAUCGGUGGAUGCCUUGGCACCAAGAGCCGAUGAAGGACGUUGUGACCUGCGAUAAGCCCUGGGGAGUUGGUGAGCGAGCUGUGAUCCGGGGGUGUCCGAAUGGGGAAACCUGGAAUGUCCGGAGUAGUGUCCGGUGGCCCUGCCCUGAAUGUAUAGGGGUGUGGGUGCCGGCAGGUGUUGCAUGUGCGGGGUUGUGGGGGCCUUGUGGUUCUGCUGCCGCAGGAUUGGCCAGUGAGAAAUGUUGCGUGAAGGUGAAGCGUCUGGGAAGGCGUACCGGAGUGGGUGAGAGUCCUGUAACUGUAAGCGUGGCACUGGUGUGGGGUUGCCCCGAGUAG